CCCCCUUCCACUCCACACAAAGGCACCUUUUAGAUGAUGACCGAUACCCAAACUGUUUUUCAUGCCCAAAUUCUGUUUUCUACCUUAAUUCGAAAACAAAACAAAAUAAUCUUAACAGCAAAUGACAUUUUUCAGUGUAGGUCACAUUUCUGACACUCAAACUCCAAGAUGAGUGAUGUGCCCUCCUGGCUGGACUAUGAACACUAUGAACUGUUGUCCCCGACCCCAGCAAGUUUCCCCAGGGGCCCCUCAGGCACGGGGCUGCUGCCCGUAGCAGGCCACGUGGAACAGGGUACGGCCCUGUGCUUCGUGGGCCUCCUGCUGCUCCUCCUGCUCUUCCUGAUAGUGCGCUGCAUCCGCAUCCUGCUGGACCCCUACAACAGUAUGACUGCCACCUCCUGGACCAACGACCCCAGGGACCCGUUGGAGAGGGGUCAGUUUGACUAUGCCCUGGUGUAGGAGGGUUUGGGAGAAGAAGAGGGAUGUGGAGAGUUUUGGGACCCUGAAGCAGGUUCAAGGGGGAUGUUGUCCUAACCUUCGGACGGACCUUGAUGAGACCAAAAAAAGUAGCUACAUAUGUAGGAUCUUAAUUUGAUCACCCUGUUGCAUGAGAACUUGUAGUGUAUUUGAGGUUUAAUAAUGUUUCUGAAGUUUGACAUUUCCCUUACGAAAAAUGUAUCAACCCCUACAAAAAUAUGAAUUAUAAUCCACAUAAUAAUUCACAUUUUCUGUUGCUGCAGGAUUAUUUUCCUGCUGCAGCAAACUGGGUCAAAUUAAGAUCCUACAUCUGUAGCUAGAGAAGGAGAACACGUGGAUGGAAUUUGCUGUCCCUGUCUCAUUGAAAACAAUUACAUCCGGUUUGGUCCUGUCAUCAUGAGUAGCCUAUUUGAAUGCAGUAUUAGAUAGUCUGCUUCAUAAUAAUAAUAUAAUAAUAACUUUAUUUCCAUAGCGCUUUUCAAUACAGGUCACAAAUAAUACAAUUAAAUAAAAGUACUAACAAAGAAAGGAGGAAGGAGAAUGACUUAAGACAGCUCAUUAAAAUCAUACAUUGUAAUCCUACAUUAAAAACAUCUUUAUGAACGCGUAUCUUCAGCAGUCAUUUUAUCAGCAAGCACUGAAUCUGCAAGCCUGCACUCCUCUGGCAGACCAUUCCAAGGUCUAGGGGCUCGCUGGCUCAGAUGGUUUGGGAAGAAGAAGUGGACUUUCGUGAAGCAGCUUGUGGGAAGGACUGAGUCUCAAAUCAAUGCAAUCCGAUUUCCAAUAUAGGCGACAACAGUGACUAGGGUCUGGUAGAUGUGACCCUAGGUGACAACAGUAACUAGGUUCUGGUAGAUGUGACCCUAGGUGACAACAGUAACUAGGGUCUGGUAGAUAUGACCCUAGGUGACAACAGUGACUAGGGUCUGGUAGAUAUGACCCUAGGUGACAACAGUAACUAGGGUCUGGUAGAUAUGACCCUAGGCGACAACAGUAACUAGGUUCUGGUAGAUAUGACUCUCUUUGUAACUUUGAUAAGGGAUGGGUCAUCUUCAGACAGACAACUCUCCCAACAAAUCACGAGGCAGACGUGCCAAAAGUCGCGACUCAAAACCAAAGUUUGCAGGCAAAACCUUUGCAGUGGUUUUUAAAGAGUGUGAUCUGCACUCUUUCAAAGUAACCUUUGAUCUCCAUCUUGAUAGCUACUUAU
Oncorhynchus mykiss (rainbow trout) is the source of this 1687-nucleotide messenger RNA. Its product is annotated as cortexin-1-like. The record is from RefSeq and is a predicted model, not a curated record. NCBI's taxonomy places the organism in Eukaryota, Metazoa, Chordata, Actinopteri, Salmoniformes, Salmonidae.